CCGCCACGAGAGCUGGGCGCACGAGCGACUAUUUUAUAUAUAGAUAUAUUUUUAACAAAAGAAUACAACCUAGACGUUCGCCGUCUUCACAUCAACACACUUUCUCCUUUUGAGUUGAUUUCUAGUAGCGCGGGGCUCACCCCAGCAUCUUCCAUUAUCUCCUGCUGGAGUUCAUCAGUGGGAGGAGGUGUCGCUGAACUUAACGGUGAAGUUUAGGCUGCUGGAGACGCCUCGAAGGGAGGAAGUGAAGAUUUACAACUGACAACAACACUAAACGGAGCAGAGGAAGCUCGGCAGCCUUUGACGUGGAGGAGAGGUGAAGACAGGGACGCGAGAGGAGACGCUCGGAAACAGCAGCCCAGCCCCGUGCCUGCCCGCCGAGGUGCCGCGUCAUGGGGAAGCAGAACAGCAAGCUGCGGCCCGAGGUGCUGAACGACCUGCGAGAGAACACCGAGUUCACGGACCAGGAGCUGCAGGAGUGGUACCGCGGCUUCCUGAAGGACUGUCCCACCGGACACCUCACCGUGGAGGAGUUCAAGAAGAUCUACGCCAACUUCUUCCCGUACGGAGACGCCUCCAAGUUCGCCGAGCACGUCUUCCGCACGUUCGACACCAACGGCGACGCCACCAUCGACUUCCGGGAGUUCAUCAUCGCCCUGAGCGUGACGUCCCGCGGCGGCCUGGAGCAGAAGCUGCGCUGGGCCUUCAGCAUGUACGACCUGGACGGGAACGGGUACAUCAGCCGGGCCGAGAUGCUGGAGAUCGUCCAGGCAAUUUACAAGAUGGUGUCUUCAGUGAUGAAGAUGCCUGAAGAUGAGUCAACACCUGAGAAGAGAACAGAUAAGAUCUUCAGACAAAUGGACAUCGACAACGAUGGUAGAUUGUCGUUGGAGGAGUUCAUUAAAGGUGCCAAGAGCGACCCGUCCAUCGUGCGGCUGCUGCAGUCAGAUCAGGGAGCCUCCCGUCAAUUCUGAGGACACAAACCGUGACAGAACCACUCCGACGCACGCUCACCCUCACCCGUCCUGCUUGACGCCGUCCGCCCCGUACCGAGCUCGGUCACCUUCACAACAACCUCCGAUCAUCCUAACACUCCAUGUCUGAUUGUUUACAUUACUGUGUACUUCUCCCGUCGAUGUGGCGCCUGUGUGGACUCUGAAGUGCUUUUCAGUUCGGCUGUUGUGCAUUUGUGCUUUUCUAAAACCCCGUUACCUUAAAGUGAAGUGCCAUAUCAUGUAUUUAUAUACUGACUGGAUCAUGUACUCUUUAAGUAUUACGACUCCCGUUACGUUACACUGAGAGGAACCUAAUUAAAUCAGCUUGGUAUACUUUGAUUCAACUCGGCUGUUGAAAUGUGGCUUUUCGUUGUUCAGGAUGUCAAGUUCCGUGCGCCUUCGGUAUUGCAUGCACUCAGUAAAUAGACGUUUUCUGAUAUUGUAGCAUGUGAAAGGACGGAAAGACAAAAAAAAAAAAAAGAAAGAAAAAGGGAGGCAGUCAUUGUUUUUAUUACUUUUUAUUUUUGUAACAAAAAUGUAAUUUUGUUUUCACACAAUUCAAAUAAAGUCGUGUAAGAAAAAUCUA
Messenger RNA from Salarias fasciatus (jewelled blenny), 1581 nucleotides. It is a transcript of the gene hpcal1, whose product is annotated as hippocalcin-like 1. The record is from RefSeq and is a predicted model, not a curated record. The transcript has 4 exons. NCBI's taxonomy places the organism in Eukaryota, Metazoa, Chordata, Actinopteri, Blenniiformes, Blenniidae. Gene Ontology annotation, molecular function: calcium ion binding. The coding region runs from base 393 to 974 and encodes 193 amino acids.